Messenger RNA from Myzus persicae (green peach aphid), 2722 nucleotides. Its product is annotated as zinc finger BED domain-containing protein 1-like. Gene Ontology annotation, molecular function: protein dimerization activity. The coding region runs from base 1558 to 2466 and encodes 302 amino acids. The transcript has 4 exons. The record is from RefSeq and is a predicted model, not a curated record. Lineage: Eukaryota; Metazoa; Arthropoda; Insecta; Hemiptera; Aphididae.
AGAAAUAACAUGUUAUAAAAUUUUUAGUUUUCAGAUUACUCAUUGUCCAACUGGUUUGGAAAAAGCUAAUAUUAGCUUAGAUGCAAUUAUUCAUUAAGAGAAUAUUAUUGUUUUAAAUUUGUUGUCUGCCAUUUAAAUUUAAUAUAUUAAAGACCAUGUGCAAUGUACUUCAAAUAUAAUUGUAUAGCUUUUUGGAAGAAGCAACUUAGUAUUUAAAAAUGAAUGUACUUAUCUAAGUACUCGGCAAAAAGCAUAUUAUACCAAAUUAUUUAAUUUUUUUAGUAAAUUUAUACCUUAUAAUAACAAAUAGUACUAAUGACUUGAGAAUAAUCUAUUCCAAAAACAAUUAAUACUAAGUAUCCAGCACACGGUUUUUAUUUAUUAAGAAUUUCUUCAUAAUAUGAGCUACCUAACUAUGGUAUUCACAAAGUUAGCUAACAGGUCCGAGUAUUUUUUAUCAAGUAUUGAAUCAUAAUAGUUGUUAUUUUUAAAUCUUGAAAAUCUUGAAUUCAUUAUUAUAUGAGUGAUUUUUAUUCAACUAAAAUAAGUAACUGAAUAUUAAAAAUUUUAGAUUUUAUAUAAAAAACCGAAUAUAUUGGUGUUAUAAAGAUGUGUUUUUUUUUUUACUUUUUUCAUAUUAUAUAAUGAUACCUAUCAUUGCAUUCAAAUUUAAUACAUCCAUUAGAGUGACCUACUUUUUGUACGAGGUCCACUAGAUACAUACUGUACAGCAGAGCGUUAUCCACUUGACCAUCUUUUUUUUUUUCAAUUUAAAUUCAUCGUUAUUAAAUUUAAGAAUUUUCAAGAUUUAUCAAUAACCAAAUAGAUAUUAUCUGGAAGCCUUUUAUUUCAACGUCAAAUAUAUCACAUCUUUAAUAAUUUUUAAGAUUCGGUGCACCAUCAGAAAAACAAGUCACUGCGUUCCACAAAGCUAUUGUUAAAAUGAUAGCUGAAGACCUUCAACCGCUAUCAAUAGUUGAAAAUGCAGGCUUUCGUAGUAUGAUUGAGCUCUUAGACUCCAGAUAUGAAAUUCCAAGUAGGAGAGCGCUUGGUAGGACAAUCAUACCAAAUAUAUUUUCAUCUGUACAAAAUAAAGUACAAGUUUUGCUUGAUAAAGCAGUGGAUGUAGCGAUCACUACAGAUGUAUGGACUUCCCUUAACACAGAUUCUUAUUUAACUUUGACUGUUCAUUUUUUAAGUGAAACAGUUUUAAAAACUUUGUUCUUUGCACAAAAAAAUUAGAAAGUAACCAUACUGGUGUAUAUUUGUCAGAAAUAAUGACCAACGAACUACAUAACUGGAACAUUUUUAAUAAAGUUGUGGCAGUGGUUACAGAUGGUGGAGCAAAUAUUAGAGCAGCUGUAAGGCUAAUGAACCUAUCUCACUUACCAUGUAUAGCUCACAAAUUAAAUCUAGUUGUUCAGCAAGCUCUUAAACUAUGUGAUGACGAAGGAGUCGGUCCUGAGAAUGAUUCAGAUGAAGGUGACUUAAAAAACAGUUUUGAAGAAAUGCCGUACCAUAGUUGGAUUUUUCAAGAGAAGUGAAGUUGGAAAUCGAAUGUUAGCUGAGAAACAAAAACAACUUGGUAGUCCAAUAAUCUUAAAGCUUAAACAAGAUAUACGCACCCGCUGGAACAGUACCUUUUUUAUGCUAGAAAGGCUAAUAAAAUUAAAAGAACCCCUGACCAUCGUAAUGAUUACGUUAAAAGAAGCACCAAGUAAUCUUGAUUCUGAGGAAUGGAAUAUUAUCGAAGAUAUGAUACCUUUGCUUAGACCUUUCAAUAAUUUGACUGUUGAGCUUUCAGCUGAACAAUAUCCGACUUUAUCUAAAGUUAUACCACUGCUACGAGGUUUGCAAUGUUCUUUAAAUUCAAAGAGUCCAAAAACACGACUUGGAAGUUUUAUUAAAGGUAGGCUCUCAGAAAAUGUUUCCAGGCGUUUUGAUGGAAUUGAGAAACAAACUUUAACACCACAUUUUUCUCGAGCCACAUUACUAGACCCAAGAUGCAAGAAGGUUGCGUUUGGGUUGGCACAAAAUGCAAAUGAUGCUGAGGCUAGCUUAGUUGCAGAAACAGCUACUUUAAUAAGAAAUGUAUCUAACACUGAACAAGAUACAGUUGAAACUAAUACAAAUGAAGAUGACGACAAUAUCUGGAAUUUUCUUCAAUCUAGAAUCAUUACUGUACAGUCACAAACAACUACGACAAGUAGUGCUACUGCUUUAAUGAAGCAGUAUCUAAGCAUGCCUCAUAUGGAUUUAAAAUGUGAUGUGCCAGCUUAUUGGAACGAGCACAAGUCAAUAUUAGCUCCAUUGAGCAACAUUGCUUUAAAAUAUGCAAUAAUACCAGCAACCUCGGUGCCGUCAGAAAGAAUUUUCUCUAAAGCUGGCCAAAUAUUAAGUGCCCGGCGCAACAGGCUAUUGCCAAAAAAUUUGGACACAUUAAUAUUUUUAAAUAAAAAUAUGUAAAUAUUAUUUUAAUAUUUGUUUAAGAGGGCACUACACCCACAUGUGUUGUCCCUGUCUUACUAACGUGCAUCAUAACAAAUUUGUUAUGAUGUACGUUAGUGUGACAGACAAAACAUGCGGGUGUAGUAUCCUCUUAAUGUUUAUGCAAGUUUCAGAACUUAUUGCACUAAAAGUAAGAAAAGUAAUAACAAAAAGUUUAUAUGUUAAUACUUAAUAAUGUUGAUAAUCUUAAUAAAGUUGAUUUUAAUUUAUUUUA